AAGAUGUUUGAUUGCAAACAUUGUCCAAAACAGUUCCAAAAACCGAGUCAGCUGAAACUUCAUCUCUAUACGCAUACAGGUGAAAAACCGCAUAAAUGUCAAAUUCCAAACUGUGGUAAACAAUUUUCAAUUCUAAGUAAUCUACGUCGACAU
This is a messenger RNA of Halteromyces radiatus, 153 nucleotides long. RefSeq lists its product as uncharacterized. Gene Ontology annotation, molecular function: DNA-binding transcription factor activity, RNA polymerase II-specific; RNA polymerase II cis-regulatory region sequence-specific DNA binding. Gene Ontology annotation, biological process: regulation of transcription by RNA polymerase II. The record is from RefSeq and is a predicted model, not a curated record. The transcript is spliced from 2 exons. NCBI's taxonomy places the organism in Eukaryota, Fungi, Mucoromycota, Mucoromycetes, Mucorales, Cunninghamellaceae. Gene Ontology annotation, cellular component: nucleus. The annotation marks the transcript as partial.